UUGAAAACUGUUAUAAAUGGUUCUUAAGUUACCACAAAGAAAAAAUACUAUUUUUUUUUUUACAAAUUAAUUUUUAUUAGAUGACAUGUAAUUGGUACACUAAUAUCACACAGCCCAUGCAUCUUGAUUUGCAAAUACAGUUUACCAUAAAAAUAAUGUAAUGAUGCAGAGUUCAAAAAUAUAAAUAAAAUGUUCCAUCAUGUACAGUCCCCCCCCCCUCCCCCCCCACAAGGAAGCAAAGGCAUAUAUUCAGUUUUAAUGCACAUAUGGAAAUAACAUAAGCAGUCAAAUCUUGUUUUGACAAUAAAGUAAUCAAAAUGUAUAAUUUAACUUACAGUCUGCAAAGGAGUGGAAAAAUGUGUUCAAAUACUCAAAAACAAAAUUUCAUAAUACAAGCUUAUAGAUAAAUAAGCUUUUUUCCAUAAAAUCUGUUUGGAUGUGGUAAAACUCAUAAACUGGCCAUAACUGUAUCUUUGAAAUAACAAUUAGGCGUAAAAAUACCUUCAUACAUGUAAAAAAUCGGCUGAGAACUGAACAAACGGUAGUAACCUGGCUCAGAGGAAGAUAGGAUUCAUGUUUAAUGGCAGUUUUUCUUGUGAUUAAAGGAUAACACAAGACUACUUCACCUUGUCAAAUUUCACAAAUGGUUGUUGAAAGCAAAAAUGCUAUGUAAAGCAUAUAUUUUAUGAGGAAGAGUGACAUGCUAGAGCAAAACAGGCGCAAUUUUUUAAAUCAGCAUCCCAAAAUUAGUAAGAAACAAGUAGGUUUGGGUUUCAUUCAGCAAAUAUAAUUCAGUGAAAUAGACUUGAGCUAUUGUGACAUUGCCUUUUGUCUGAACUAAGCUGUAUAAGACGCACUUUUCUUUUGCUCCUCUAUAUAAAAUCAGUAGUUAUCACUUUCAAUUGCUGUGCUAUUGCUUGGAGUCAAUAGAUAGUCAAAUCAAUAGGUCUGUAUCUUGAUUUAACUGCUACUGCUUCGCUUUUUCUGAAGAUAUGAAGUAACAACUUAUCUGAUCUCUGCUUAGAUUCCUAUGGCUUUCUUUGCUCAAAACCUCUUCGACACCUAAAGACUGACUCUUUAUAUUUUACAAAAGCCCACUGUUUGAGAUUUUCCAUCCUAUCUAGUAUUCAAAUGUAUGCGUACUAUCUGUUGGGCAGGCUCUCUGUGGUCAAUGGGGGGAGAGCUUCCUUAUCUCAGUCAAACCUGAGCACCACGGACGUUCUGUGAAACAGUGGUUUCCUGCGUAUGGUAUUGUCAGUUCUUGCUUUCUUUUUUCUUCAUUACGAUUUCGUUUCCUUCUGUGUGCUUGCGACAUUCCUAAACAGCAGUUGAAAUGACACCGCUACAAUUCAAAGAUUCUUUUUGGGUGAGUAAACGGGUUGAGCUACUUUGACAUUAGAUUGAGCGUUGUUGUCUGUUAGGGCUGACGUGCCUGAGGUUAACAGGAUUGCAUAUGAUUGACAGCACAGAUUAUUAAAGUCUAACUUCCAAUAAUACACCAGCAUCACAUUGCCGUGCGCUUUAAAAGAACAGAAAGUAAGGAAUUGGACCACUUAGUAAAUCUGAAGUAUUUUUUGUGCACUGUCAUUCUCGUCCAUUUGUAUCACGAAUAAGAAAUUAUGCUAUAAUCUGCAAUUGUUCACGUUUUUUUUAUUUGAUGCUCUUUAGUUCAAUGUUGGUUUAGAUUUGUACUGACAAUAAGGGACUGAGAUAGAAAUCAUUGAAAUGAUUUAAUGAAACAUUAAGGGUCUCUCAAACUAAGAAUGAUUUUUAAGAAUAUGAUUUUUUGUGGCUGCCUUUAAAAAAUACUUCUCUUUGGGGGUUUAGUGUUUAUAUUUAUACAUCCUGAUAUUGUGUCAUGGAGAUGAUCUGUUGGCUUCCUGUUGAGCGUUUGACUGUGUGCCCGCUCUACCCUCUUUUUUAGCUUUGAUCUUGAGUUGUCAGAGCAUCUAUCUACAAAGCAACUUCUGGGUUGAUUUGCCUAUCAAACCAUGCUAGUGCAUGUAAAAUAUAUGCUUUAGUUGUGUAAAAAAAAGAAAUAGUACUACUGUUUCCUUUCUGAUGCAAAGGUAAAAUGAAGUAAAUAUAAAUGAGGGAUCUGUUUUCCGUAGCAUUACAUGUUAAUAUUAUGAAUAUUCCAUUCAUAUAUGUUUAUAUUCCGUAGCGUUCCAUGUAAAUGGUCACAGUAAAUGAUUAAACUGUUUAACCAACUCAGUCUGGUACCAUUUUUUUUUUUUUUUUUUUUUGCAUAGACUCCAACUUAGUCAAAUAAGCCCUAAUUUUGAUGAAUACAGUGCUACAAGUAGAAAGAAAUUCCCAUGGAUUCAGGAUUAAAACAGAGAUGCACAGCCUCACAUGCUAGAAAUACUACAGAGAGAGAGUAUAUCGAAACGGAAUCGCUUUUGCUCUUUUUCAAAAUGAUUAUGUUAUAAUAAACAACCCUGUUAGGGUUUAUGUUACUGGAGAAAUAUAAUUUAAUCCUCUGGUUCCAGGGCACAGAUUUCACCAGUAACGCUGGGUACGAGACUCUUAUCCAGAAGCUAUGUGAUGGGCGGCGGGCUUGCAAGGAUGUGGAGGAGCUCUUAAAAAUGAGAGCGAUGGCAGAGGAAAGGUACGGCAAGGAAUUAAUUACUAUUGUACGCAAGACAGGAGGGCAAAGUGAAAUUGGCACUUUGAAGGCAUCGUUUGACCAGCUAAAAGCCCAAAUGGAGAACAUUGGAAAUUUGCACAUUCAGCUCUCUGGGAUGUUACGAGAAGAGGCGAAACGAAUGGAGCAGUUCAGAGAGCGACAAAAGGAGCAGCGGAAAAAGUUUGAAGGGGUCAUGGAAAAGGUUCAGAAGAUCAAAGUGUCAUUAUAUAAGAAAACCAUGGAGUCUAAAAGGAUGUAUGAACAGAGGUGUAAAGAGGCGGAUGAAGCUGAACUGGCUGCUGAAAAGCUCAACAGUACACCCACUGUAACCCCUAAACAAUCUGAAAAGACACAAAACAAAGCAAAACAGUGCAGGGAUGCAGCAACGGAUGCAGAGAAACAGUACAUGUCAAACAUAGAGCAGCUGGAUAAGAUUCGUCAGGAAUGGGAGAUCACGCAUGAGUGCACAUGUGAGGUUUUCCAGCAGCAGGAAGAUGACCGCAUUAAUAUUUUGAGAAACGCUAUUUGGGUCCACUGUAAUCACUUUUCCAUGCAAUGUGUCAAAGAUGAUGAGUGUUAUGAUGAGGUGAGGAGUGUGCUAGAGCUGUGUGACAUCACGGAAGACAUCAACAGUUUCAUCAAGACGAAAAGCACUGGCACCACUCCAGCAGCGCCCAUUGUGUUUGAAAACUAUUAUGAAAGAGAGCCAACAACAGACAGCAAUGGCAUCGCACGCUUUGGAGGAGGUGUGAUAAAGAGGUUUUCAAAUCUCUUGCAAGGCAAUCAUGCCGUUGGCUCCAGGACUAAUAUCAAUGAAUGUGUUCAGCCGUCCGCACCUCCAUCAGUGGACACUGCAGAUGGAGUGUAUGCCUCCAUUCCUGGAUUUCCACAGGCGACUUCAGACAGCGCUGGCUCUCAAAGCGACACAUUCCAGGCUCAGUAUGACUAUGUGGCUCAGGGCGCUGAUGAGCUCUCCAUCUCUGCGGGGGAAGUGCUGCUCGUGGUGGAACAGGGAGGAGACGGCUGGUGGACGGUGGACAGAGAUGGCCAGACCGGGCUGGUGCCAGGCUCCUACUUGGCCAAGAUAUGAAUUAAGAGUCCAGCACAAACUUCCUUAAACACACCCUCUAAUAACGGAGUUAUUAAGGGCACUCCCUACAAAAGAUUAGUUUGCUUAAAUGCAUUUAAGCAGUAGCACAUCCAUCCUGAAAAUCUGUAUGGAACGUAGUAAAUGAAUCAAAACGGGUUAAUAUGUAUAUUGAAAACUGUUAAUUAUACAUGAUUAUCACAAUAGAGAUUUAUAUUUAUUAAAAACAUUUAUUUAUUAUGAAUGAAAAACUUAUGAAUGUAUAACAGACGAUGAGUAGCCACUACGGACUUGCCAGGAUUUAGUUUACUCGAUGUCAAUGCACAGCCUAAACAGAUUUGAGUGUACAUAGAUAUUUAAACAGAGUACAAAAUGUAAUCUCUAUUUACUUUUUGGAAUGUUAAUCAGUGUAAAUAUUAUAGCAUCUAGAAUAGAGCCUUAAGUUCAGCAUUCUGCAUUUAUCACUUGUGUUGCAUAGAAUAAAAGCUGUGUAAUGAUCAUUGCAUCAUGUUGCCGUUGACUGAAUGUAAGUUGGAUAAUGGUUUGAACACUGGUUGUUUUUCAAGAGCGCUGGAAGGCGGUUGGUUAAGAGAAACUAACCUGGGACAACCAUUUUAAAGUUUAACCACAAUGACCUUCUUUGUCUUUGUCUUCAUGUUUCAAGUUUCCAAAAGGCCAAGGACCAAUCCAUAAACUUCCUCAUGCGUUU
Molecule: messenger RNA, 4425 nt
Organism: Carassius auratus (goldfish)
Lineage: Eukaryota; Metazoa; Chordata; Actinopteri; Cypriniformes; Cyprinidae
Product: proline-serine-threonine phosphatase-interacting protein 1-like
Exons: 14
Coding region: 2454-3719 (421 amino acids)
Biological process (GO): actin filament polymerization
Cellular component (GO): cytoplasm; plasma membrane; actin filament
Molecular function (GO): actin filament binding
Source: RefSeq, a predicted model, not a curated record